Molecule: messenger RNA, 1242 nt
Organism: Gilbertella persicaria
Lineage: Eukaryota; Fungi; Mucoromycota; Mucoromycetes; Mucorales; Choanephoraceae
Exons: 2
Coding region: 289-1041 (250 amino acids)
Source: RefSeq, a predicted model, not a curated record
CAUUGGAUCUAUUGAAUGUGUUAAUGCCAAGCCUAAUUGAUUUAUACAUGCCAAUCCUUUAUUAUCUUUUUCAAAGUAUAAAUUAUGAUUCGAGCUAUGCUUUCUAUAGCAAAUUACCUCUAUAAGCUUCACAACAAAGAAAUAGAGUGAUUGCGCAGCUCUACUAUUUCUGUUGUGCAUAAGGAUUAGCUUUUGCUUAAAAAAAAAAGAAAAAAGAAGGUAUUUAAUCUUUUUUUUUUCCUUUUUCCUUUUGCUCUUUUCUUUUUACUCCUUUAUUUUUCUUCGAUUAUGCUUCAUCCUGCUAUAUUAUUUGGAGGGUUCUUUAUGAUUGCAGCAGGUGUUACUGGCUAUACAAUAUUUCAAGUAUUACAAGAGCAAGAAUUUUGCCAAGAAGACUACCCAGACAUGUUUCGCUAUAGUCAUGAUUUUGAUUUUCAUGAUAUGAAUGAGAAGCAAGAAGUAUUUACUAGUGAUCGAUAUGAUCUAGUUCAAGAAAACACAACACUACGCAACAGAAAAUUACCUCAAGAAACACAAGAGACUGCGGAACAAGAAUUAAAGCAGCUGGAAGAAAGUCUAACUGAAAGAAAACGAAGACUAUUGGCUGAACAAGCUUUCUUGGACAGAGAAGAAGAACAACUUCGUCAAAGACAAAAUGAAUUGAUGCAAAAUGAACAACAGUUGAAUCAUGUGACUGAUUCGCAAGCCAAUACACCCUCUGUUGCUGCUAUUGAAAAUCCCUUCUUUGAUAAUCAUGAUACUUCGAGUAGCGAAGAUGAUGAUGAUGAUGAUGAUGAUGUGAAUGAUAGCCAUAAUACUAUCUUGGUUCAUGAAACAACAGUAGAUACGCCAAACCAUGAUGAGGUGGCAUCAACCUACUCUACAAGUAUCUUGGAUUUAAGCAACCAUUCCUUGUCAGAUAGUAUCCAAUCACCUCGCCUUAUUGCUUCUUCUGACUCUGAAGAAAGUUGGGAUGCUAUGAGUGCUGGUGAGCUGAAUGAAUUAAACAGCCGCCGUGAAUCCACUCAUUGGGAUGAAUAAUAAAAAUGUGCUAUUGUGGCUUGCUUAUCUUACGCAAUAGUGCUCGUUACACGAUGCUUAUGUGCUAUACAUAAACACUUAUGAAUACAAAUAAAACGACUCCGUAAUUUUCUUUUAUUCAUCUCAAUGUUUCAAAGUGAUAGUCUGUAGCAUAAAUAAAGCCAAACAACAGAGUGUGGGAUUGUAAUUUGAUAUAUUUGG